AAAUAUGCAUUUCCCUGAAAUACCUUUGACAAUAUUACCAUACGAUCAAUAAAAAUCCGAUGAAAAACAGUUUGAGUUUUACCCCAGUGCUCAAAUAAAAAAAAAACAAAAGAGGUUUUCCAUAGUUCAUAUCGAUCGUUAGUCCUAUAUUCUUUCUACCUGGAGAGAUAUUGGGCCAGAAAUCACUACUAGAAGAUGGUGAUGACGACCGACCUUCCAUUUGAUCUGGAAAACAAGAUACUCGCCCGUGUUCCGAAAAAGUCUCCAUCACAAUGGCAAACUGUGUGUAAACGAUGGUACACUCUACGCCAAGAUCUACUCGCCAAGAAGCACUUGGCUCAAGCAGGAAGAGAGUUCAUCUUAUUGUUGAAUACUAGUGUUUAUUCAACAAUCAUCAACCUCCAAGACAUUCGUAACAACCUUUAUGAUCGGUCCAUGGAGUUUGGAGGUAAACUUGGAUCCUUACAAGAUUCAGAUGAUUUAAAAAUACAUGAUAUUUUUUAUUGCAAGGGUUUGAUCUUGUGCACUAUGGUGGGAAACCAAACGCUCGUGGUUUGCAACCCUUGUAACGGUGAGACUAGGUAUAUAGAACCUAGGACAUGCUAUCACAAAUCUGAUUUUUAUGCUCUUGGAUACAAAGGCAGCAAGUCUUCUUGUGUUAAUAGCUACAAGAUCUUGAGGUAUUGUCGUUAUGACAACAUGCAACUGGGGCGUAAGGUUUCCGAGUUUGAAAUGUAUGACUUUGUGUCUGACUCGUGGAGGGCGUUAGAUGUUGAUAAGGAUGAUUGGGACAUAACCGCUCGUGGCGUGUCUGUGAAAGGAAACACUUACUGGGUUGCUACAAAAAAGGACGACCAGUUCAUUCUCAGCUUCGAUUUCACGAGAGAGAGAUUUGGGUUUCUCCCUCUUCCGUACGAGAGUGCUGGUCCUGGUAAUUUCUCGAGUUUUGAGAAGCAUGAAGAUACCGCUGUUCUGUCAGUUGUUAGAGACGAACAGCUCUCGGUGUUACAUCAAUAUCUUCAUAUGGAUUCAUCUGAGAUGAAGAUAUGGGUGAGCAAUAAGAUUGACACCAAAAAGGUGGCGUGGGCCGAGUUCUUGGUAGUGGACGUCGUGUUGUUAAAUAUUGUCUCCUUCUUGUUGGAUGAGGAGCAUAAAGUGGCAGUGUGUUGUAGUACAGAAAAGGAUGAUGAGGAUGAUGAGGAUGAAGAGGAUGAUGAGGAUGAUGAGGAUGAUGAGGAUGAUGAUAACGAAGAAGAGUAUACCAGGAUUUUCAUUGUUGGAAAGAAUAUAGAAAGACAUGUUUAUAGUGAAGGGAUUAUAGAUGGAUCAUGGCCACAUAUCAUGAAUUACGUCCCAAGCCAAAUUCACAUUGUGAAGAAGAGUACGCGCAAAAGCAAAAGGAUACGAAUUACAAGGAGGCAUGAACCGGAGGAAGGCAUUUCUGCAAGAAGCGUUGAGGAAACAAAAGUGACACCCAAAGCAAAACCUAAAGCAUAUCGACGUUUCUAGGGUUGCUUUCAAUGUCCCAAAAUGGUUUCGGAAAUGAAAGUGACACCAGACCUAAAGCAUAUCGAAGUUCUCUUUGCUAUUGCUUUGAAUGUC
This is a messenger RNA of Raphanus sativus (radish), 1602 nucleotides long. Its product is annotated as F-box/kelch-repeat protein At3g17530-like. Gene Ontology annotation, molecular function: protein binding. NCBI's taxonomy places the organism in Eukaryota, Viridiplantae, Streptophyta, Magnoliopsida, Brassicales, Brassicaceae. Bases 196 to 1509 code for a protein of 437 amino acids. The record is from RefSeq and is a predicted model, not a curated record. The transcript is spliced from 2 exons.